AUGAAGUUCACAAGUUCACGAUUUUUAAUUUGCCUUUCUAUAGAAUAUAAUGAGAUCACUAUGACGGAGGCCGAGGCAGUGUUGGGGAAACUGAAAGAGAUUGGACACGAUCUUGGGAAAGAAAGGGUUACCGAUGCUCUGGCAAAUAUCCUAAAAGAUCUGUCGGAAAUUGGAGGAAAGAUGGAUACGAUUCUCACCCAACUUGGCUGUAUUAGGUUUGGUGUCAAGAACAUGCUUGUCGGGGACAUUGGAACAAAAUUGAUUGGUUUGAAUUCUGUCGUGUCUGCUAUUCAAGUGUUAGCUCCAGUUUUCGAACGCCCUGCAAAGGAGUUUGCAAAUUUCAUACGUUCUAUUUUCUCAUCUACGGAUCGAAAUACUUCAACUAGUGAUGUCGUAUGUCAUGGUGGUCUUCGGAGUGCUAGCGCGAUUGAUAUGCUGGCUAAGGUAAUAUCAGGCACUCAUGAUUCCUACGGAGAUGAUGUGAUGAAAGCCGAUGUAGAUGGCGCAUGUCGAGUAUUUUCCUUUGCACAUCACGUUCUUAUUGGUGUGAGCUCUGAUUCUGACGAGUGUUCAAACAGAAGUGAAAUAUCGGAUGUGAUUAAUACGAUUGACAUAAACAACGGUGUGAAAACGUUAGGAAAAAUAGAGUCAAGAAUUUUUUCAUUGAUGGAAAACGAGCCUACAACACAAUCAGAGAGAGAACUGUCCAUGUAUAGCGAGAGAGUUAUCAAGUACAUCGACAUGUACUCUCACCUUGCAAUUCUCCGUGACGCCGUCAUGCUUGAAUUCUACGCUUUGCUUAUAUCCUCAGGACAUUCUGACCGCCUGGCAAAGGGUGUCACGGAAGGAAUGGAAGGUGAGCACGAGCGGGACAGGAACUUGAUGAAAUCGUUGGUACUUCCUAACCAAAAACAUGUUCGGUUUGCCUCAUUCUUUGAUCCUGACCGUUGGCCGUUCACUUUUAAAUUCAUUGAAGGCCACAAGGAUUUCUAUACAAUGGACAAUCUGGAUAUGGUACCAGUAGUCAUGAACACUGUGAAACGGAUGAAUUGGUUUGCAACACACGACACAAAACCAGCAGUAUAUCUCCGUUCCUUGAAAUCCUCGUUGGAAAGACCACUGGACAAAACAAAACACAACUUCGUCUUACUGAAGAAAGAGGGAUCUUCCUGUUACUAUAUUAGCCCUCAAGGUAAGAAGGAUAUGUAUGUUGUUAUGAGGAAUGACGAUGAGAAGUGGGUGGAGGUCAGACGAGGAAAGCCUGGCAAAGAAGGCGAGUGGAACCUCCUCAAUAUACAUGAUAAAGACUCCGUGUAUAUUCUCUCCACCAGGCGAUGGCCAGUUCAUUUUCUGAGUAUGUCCGACACGUGGCCUGGCUGGAUACAUGGAAAGAUAGCGUCUGUCUUGGACCCGUCUGUGCAAUGGAUAAUACAGUACAACGGAUCGAGGGCGUAA
Ylistrum balloti is the source of this 1455-nucleotide messenger RNA. RefSeq lists its product as uncharacterized. The record is from RefSeq and is a predicted model, not a curated record. The coding region runs from base 1 to 1455 and encodes 484 amino acids. The transcript has a single exon. NCBI's taxonomy places the organism in Eukaryota, Metazoa, Mollusca, Bivalvia, Pectinida, Pectinidae.